Molecule: messenger RNA, 2034 nt
Organism: Acanthochromis polyacanthus (spiny chromis)
Lineage: Eukaryota; Metazoa; Chordata; Actinopteri; Pomacentridae
Gene: pycr1a
Product: pyrroline-5-carboxylate reductase 1a
Exons: 8
Coding region: 453-1418 (321 amino acids)
Biological process (GO): L-proline biosynthetic process
Molecular function (GO): pyrroline-5-carboxylate reductase activity
Source: RefSeq, a predicted model, not a curated record
CUGGCCUCUUCCUGCAAAGCGGAAGUGCUAGCCACUACUCCACUGAGCAGCCCACACCGUAAAGUCCCGAAAUGGAAUUUUUGGUUUUAGUGGGUUAGGACUUUCACUUACUCUUUCUUCGUCCUCAAAUUAUCUGCUUUUCAAGCUUUUCGCCAGCAGGUGAUAGUAUAAUCCCAACCUGUUUCUCUUCCCCGCGGCACAAACUGAUGCAACAGAACUGUACACAUAUGUACAGAGCCCGCCGGAAUUACCGCUGUGAUUGGUCAAAAAUGUCACGUGAUGGCUAAAAGCGUAAAGCUCAUUGGCCGGCUCUCCUGUCAAGUCAAAUUCUCCACAGGUACAGUCCAACGCGAGACGUCUGAGCCACGUUGAUAGCGUUAUAAAUUCAGGUAAACUUGUGGCUGUUGGUCAGUCAGUCGGUCAAGUUAGAGAUUCUUCUGUUGACUCGUAGAAUGAGUGUGGGUUUUAUAGGAGCAGGCCAGCUGGCCCAUGCUCUGGUGAGAGGCUUUACAGCUGCAGGCGUGAUUGCCUCCCACAGAAUCACAGCCAGUUCUCCAGACACAGAUCUCCCCACUAUACAUCAGCUACGGAAACUGGGUGUGAAUCUGACUACAAGCAACAAAGAGACAGUGAGCAGAAGUGAUGUUCUCUUCCUGGCCGUGAAGCCCCACAUCAUUCCCUUUGUGCUUGAUGAGAUUGGACCAGAUAUUGAAGGCCGUCACCUUAUCGUUUCCUGUGCUGCAGGUGUCACUAUCAGCUCCAUAGAGAAGAAACUGCAGCAGUAUCGCACUGCUCCUAAGGUAAUGCGUUGCAUGACUAACACUCCAGUGGUGGUGCGUGAAGGAGCCACCGUUUACGCCACGGGUACCCAUGCGGAGGUGGAGGAUGGAAAGCUUCUUGAACAGCUGAUGGCCAGUGUUGGCUACUGCACUGAAGUGGAAGAGGACCUGAUUGAUGCUGUCACAGGCCUGAGUGGCAGUGGCCCUGCUUAUGCGUUCACAGCAGUAGAUGCUCUUGCUGAUGGUGGAGUAAAAAUGGGCCUGCCGAGGAGACUGGCGGUGCGCCUCGGAGCCCAAGCCCUCCUGGGGGCCGCUCGGAUGUUGCUAGACUCGGAGCAACACCCUGGGCAGCUCAAGGACAAUGUGUGCUCACCAGGUGGCGCCACCAUACACGCCCUACAUGUCAUGGAGAGUGGUGGCUUCCGCAGCCUUCUUAUCAAUGCUGUAGAAGCCUCUUGUGUUCGGACAAGGGAACUUCAGUUUUUGGCUGACCAGGAGAAGAUCUCUCCUGCUGCCAUAAAGAAGACAACUCUGGACAAAGUGCUACAGCAGCCAGGAGUCACUGCAGAAGCUGUUGGAGUCAGAUCUCAUGGGAUCAGUAUCUUCAACAGCAGUAACCCCAGGGACAAGAAGACCUGAUUGUUUUUUGUUUGGUUUUGUUUAUAGGAGCAGAAACUGAUAACUUUAAUGUGAUUUGUCACAUCACCGAUGAUGCAGUAUAUACUGUAAAUAAACCACUACUGGUAGAUAGUAUACAAGUAUAUAAGAUAAUACUGUCAAGCACCUCUUAAAAAUACAAAAAUCACAAAAUUCUGAAUGAGAUUUGGGUAAAGGACAACAGUAUGAACAAUAAUUUAUUUUUCCCCUCACCAGGCAGUGUUUUGUAUUUGCAAUUCCCAUUUGAGGUAGUAUGGAAAAUAAUAUCCUUUAGUCCCAACAGGAGGUGUAUAGUAUGGCUUAUGUGCUGUCCUGGUCAUUUAGUCAACUUGGAAGUGUAUACCUAUUGUUAGUAUAGCUUUCCAACUCUUAUUUCUGUUGCUGUUUUCUGAUGGGAGUUGCGUGCAAUGAAGCAGUAAACCCAGCACAAAGUUUUCACUGUUUUUCUGAAGGUGGCAUGACAAUCCACUUCUGUAAUGCAUACCAAAAUUAUAUUUUAACAAUUUACUGAAAAUAUUUUAAAAUACUAUAAAUGCAGCAUUCCAUGAUGCAAGAAUGGUCUGCAUAAUCGUUUAAUAUUAAAUUUUAAAAAAGAGAA